UCAUGGAUUGAAAUUUAGGUUAACAGUCAAAAAAAAAUUAACUGAUACAGUGGUAACCUUUUUUCUUUUCUUUUUUUUUUAUGAAAAUACAUCAAAUGUGAAGAGCAAACAGGAAAUUCUGGGAAUGUAAAUGUAAAUGUUUUCACUGUAAAUUUUAAGAUCACAGUAUUUUAUUGUAAACCUACAUGAAAUGUCCUAGAUAGGUCCUGCUGGUGAACUCAAAACACCUGCCGGGAAGUUUCUAGUAAUCCUGAAGACCUUGAUUAGCUGGUUCAGGUGUGUUUAACUAGGAUUAGAGCUGUGGUCCUCCAGAAACUGAAUUUGACACCCCAAGGGAACUUAACCGCCAGUACUUUCGAAAGGACAACAAAAUGCAGAAAACGGCAUAUUUCCAAGCAAUGUGCCAAUGGAAGUAAUCGAGAGGAAGAUGAUGGAAGAUCCGCCGAAUUUCCGGUCGAAUUCCUCCAGCUUGCACUGGACCGUUAUUAACAGCAACGAAACGAACUCUACCUCCUCGGACAUUUACGUCAUAAGCCUCCUCCUCUCCUGCAUCUACACCAUCCUGCUCUUCCCGCUCGGCCUCAUGGGUAACAUCCUGAUCCUGCUGGUGAACUUUGACCCCCGGCAGCGGAUGAGCACGCCGGACCUGUACUUUACUAAUUUGGCCCUGGCCGACCUAGUGUUGGUUCUGGACUCACUUAUUGAAGUGUUCAACCUGAGCACGCACUAUUACGACGAUGCGGUCUUGUGCUCAUGCAUGGCGAUCUUCCUCCAGGUCAACAUGUACAGCAGCGUGUUUUCCCUCACAUGGAUGAGUUUGGACCGCUGCCUUGUGCUGACCGGCCUAAGAACGCGAGCGCUACCUGAAAAUGCCUCCAUUUCGCAUCGUUCGCGUGUUGCACUCAGGGCUUGUGUGACCAUAUGGGCAGCGGCCACCUUGUGCACUCUGAUUCCAUUCGCUACUGUGCAUGUGCAUCACGGAUGGGGGCGUGGCUUCUGUUUUGCAGGCGUGGCUGAGGUGCAAUGGCUGGAAGUGACGCUGGGAUUCGCGUUGCCGUUUUGCGUGAUGGGCUUCUGCUACACUUUAAUCGCACGUGUGCUUUUGCGCUCUGAACGGCCACAGCGAACCAAAGCCCUGCGCAUGAUCGUUGCCGCCGUGAGCGUGUUUUUUGUGUGCUGGCUGCCAGAGAACAUCUUUAUUAGCGUGCAUCUUUUAAACGGGGACACGGAUGCCUCACGGCGACGUGGAAACCAUAAUCUGUGGCAGCGCUAUCCACUUACCGGACACAUUGUGACAUUAGCGGCCUGCGCCAACAGCUGCCUGAACCCACUCGUCUACAGCCUGCUGGGAAACACCUUUAGACGGAAACUGCAGGUGUUUGUCGCGCACCACGUGCCAUGUCUGCAUAAGCAUAACACAAGAGCAACACCUCCCUGUCCAUGUGUAACAUGCACAAAUGCGCACCAUUCGUGCUCGCACGAGAAUAAGGAAGAGGAAGAACAUGACCUAAGAAGCGGCGAGGAGGGUCAAGAGUGUGUGUGUGACAGAGUGGGAUAAACAUGGCCAUGUUGUAUUGACACAGAACAAGUUAUCUUUUUUUCUUAAAAAAGUGAGAGUAAAGAUAAUUUAAAGUGGUCAUAUGAUCCUUCCUCUUUGAAGUGCUCUUGGUGCAUGAAGAAGAUCUCUAAAGUAACAAAGUCUGAAAUCCAAAGAGAUAUUCUUUAUCAAAGUUAAGACUUGUCCGCGCCCUCCUAUAACGGCUCUUUCUAACACGCCCCCACAUCUCUACAUCACAAUGUGGGAAGAUUCACACAGUAUUCGGCCAAUCACAAUGCACUGGAUAGCUGGCCAAUCACAGCACACCUCGCUUUUUCAGACUGAUAAGCUUUGUAUAAAUCGACAUGUUUCAGAAGACGGGGCAUAGAGCAGAAACAAUAAUAUACAAUAUGUGGAAAAUUAUUUGUUUUUUGAACCUUAAACCACAUAAACAUUUCAUUACACCAAAUACACAAAAUAAUGUUCUUUUUAGGAGCAUCAUAUGACCCUUUUAAAAUGAAGCUUCUAUUGAUUGAUUGAUCACGGAUUCUGAAAAGACACCAUUUUUAACACUGAUAAUAAUCAGAAAUGUUUCUUGAGCAGCAAAUCGGCAUAUUAGAAUGAUUUCUGAAGAUCAUGUGACACUGAAGACUGGAGGAAUGAUGCUGAAAAUACAGCUUUGAUCAUUGGAAUAAAUUAUAUUGUAAUACAUAUUCAAAUAGAAUUCAGUUGUUUUAAAUUGUGAUUAUGCAAUAUUACAGUUUUACUGUA
Molecule: messenger RNA, 2308 nt
Organism: Carassius gibelio (silver crucian carp)
Lineage: Eukaryota; Metazoa; Chordata; Actinopteri; Cypriniformes; Cyprinidae
Product: G-protein coupled estrogen receptor 1
Exons: 2
Coding region: 407-1558 (383 amino acids)
Biological process (GO): G protein-coupled receptor signaling pathway; cellular response to estradiol stimulus
Cellular component (GO): membrane
Molecular function (GO): G protein-coupled receptor activity; nuclear estrogen receptor activity
Source: RefSeq, a predicted model, not a curated record